AUGGCAUCAGUGAUAUACGAUGAGCACAAGGGGUACUGUGUAACCAAUGAACCAAUAAAUAAAGUGAAUGAGAAUGAAGGUAUAAUAAAUAAUGGAUUACAGACAUUGCCAUGGGAUUUGUAUUUACCCGAGGAAACCGAUGACCUACUGCUGGCAUCUGAUAACACAUCAACUUCAACUCCCAAACCACUAACCAAGCAGGAAAAGAGAGAGGCUAAACAAUUGAAAAAGAUCAAUGCCUCUCGAAGAAGGAAACUAAAGAGAGAACAAGAGUUGGACAAUAAAGGAGAAUCCAAAUUUCCUGAUUUCAAGCCUUACUUGGCCAAACAAGAAUUGAAAGCAUUAUUUAGCUCGAUUGUGAAAAGUACAUGUCAGAAUUCGAAGGCAGAUGCUAAAAUAUUACAAUAUCAUUCCAUUGCAUUGUAUAAAUCUGAUUUAGAGCAUAUUUUACCUGGAGAAUGGCUUAAUGACAAUAACAUCUCAUUGAUUUAUGAACUCAUUAUCCAAAUUUUUAUAAAGCAUGGCAGAAAAUUUUCUAACCAAAUUCAAUUAUUAUUCCCAUCUUUGAUACAGUUGUUAAUGCAUUUCCCUGAUGAUGUUGAGAGUUUAUUGCCCGUUGAUGAGUUGAAAUCCCUGAAGUUGAUUUUUUUGCCAAUAAAUUUCAUUGAUGAAAUGGAUGUUGAUUUGGAAGACGCAAACAAUGGUGACCAUUGGUCUCUUGGAGUGUUAUCGUUGUUGGACAAUACAUUGUACGUCUAUGAUUCUAUGCAAAUAGACGAUGAUGAAAUUUCAGAAAUUCAAUUGAAAAAAUUGGUCCAGAAACUACAAAGCUGUAAUACUAUUGUUCAUGGCAAAUUAAAAGUACGGCACUUGAAGUGUGACCAACAGCAAAACUUUGAUGAUUGUGGAGUAUAUGUGAUUAUGAUUACAUGCUACUUGAUAAAUCAACUUCUACACCAGGACGAAAUGAGCUUAGACAUUAGUAGAGUUAAAUUCAAUCCUCUUGAUGCCAGGUUGCAUAUCAUGAAACUAAUAUCUAGACUAAUAAAAGAAUAG
This is a messenger RNA of Candida albicans SC5314, 1056 nucleotides long. It is a transcript of the gene ULP1, whose product is annotated as Ulp1p. The transcript has a single exon. Lineage: Eukaryota; Fungi; Ascomycota; Pichiomycetes; Serinales; Debaryomycetaceae. Gene Ontology annotation, molecular function: cysteine-type peptidase activity; deNEDDylase activity. Bases 1 to 1056 code for a protein of 351 amino acids. Gene Ontology annotation, biological process: proteolysis. The record is from RefSeq and is a predicted model, not a curated record.